Messenger RNA from Paramuricea clavata, 590 nucleotides. The record is from the annotation of a GenBank genome assembly. NCBI's taxonomy places the organism in Eukaryota, Metazoa, Cnidaria, Anthozoa, Malacalcyonacea, Plexauridae.
AUGGCUACAUCGAAUAGAUCUAGUGUUGCUCUCCCGGAGUCCUUUUCUGACGGGGAUAUUGAGUUUUGGUUGCGUAAAUAUGAGCUUUGCUCCGAGGCAAAUGAGUGGAAAGAGGAUAUUAUGUUGAAACGCUUGCCUACUCUUCAAUGUGGAAAAGCAUUCGCCGUGUUUGAACGACUUGAAGGAGAACAGAAAGCGUCGUUUAAGAAUGUGCGUGAAGCGCUCGUUGCCGCUUUCAGAGGAGAUGCGACCGGGAUGCAUAUAGCAAUGAUGGAAUUUCGCAAACGAGAGCGUAAACCUGAGGAGGAUAUUCAAGUCUUCGCGUACAAUUUGGAGUCAUUACUAAGACGCGCAAUGCCUAAACUGGGCGCAAACGAACGUGAUAUUCUGCUGAAACAACAAUUUAUCGAAGGGAUAAAUCCUGCGUUAAAGAAAGAACUUUUACAGCAGCCGAAAAUUUCCUAUGGCGAAACGGUGUCGGCGGCGCAACAGCUAGAUUUGGCCAUUAAAUUUUCGUCAAACGACAGCGUAAGCCAUAUCAACCAAACUACCGCAAGCUCGACCGCAAGUAGAUAUCAACCUGAAUCGCA